Messenger RNA from Lactuca sativa (garden lettuce), 1526 nucleotides. RefSeq names its product Transducin/WD40 repeat-like superfamily protein. The record is from RefSeq and is a predicted model, not a curated record. Lineage: Eukaryota; Viridiplantae; Streptophyta; Magnoliopsida; Asterales; Asteraceae. Gene Ontology annotation, molecular function: protein binding.
GAUCAGUCCACAGUCCGCACGCGAAGGCAGAAGGCAGACGGCCAGACGCGAUCAUUCAAGGCUUCAAGCGAGGGAGUUGGUCACAGGUGGGGCCGCGUGUGCGGUGCCUGGUUCUUCGUCUUCAUCAAACCCUCUAGGUAUCGGCUCUUCCUCUCAAAAGGAUUCAGGAUUGUGAUCAAGAUGAGCAAGAGACCACCACCUGACCCAGUGGCAGUGUUGAGAGGCCAUCGUGCUUCUGUCAUGGAUGUAUGUUUCCAUCCUUCUCAAAACUUGGUAUUCUCAGGCUCUUCAGAUGGUGAAUUACGAAUUUGGGACAGCGUGCAACAUCGAACUAUCUCAUCUGCAUGGGUACAUAGUGCAGCACAUGGGAUUAUAAGUGUUUCAACCAGUCCCUCAAUUGGAAACAAUAGAGUUAUAAGCCAGGGCAAGGAUGGAACUGUUAAGUGUUGGGAUAUUGAUCAUGGGGAAUUGUCAAGGACACCUUCCAUCACAAUUGAUGCAAACACCUAUCACUUCUGCAAGCUUUCAUUAGUAAAGAGGCCUUCUGCUGACACAAUAAAAUCAGAAAAGAAGGGACAUCAUCACGUGACAGAAGCCAUUGAAGUUUCUGAUCAAAUAAGUUCUCAUGACAUCCAAGAAGAGGAUCAACAGAAUGUGGUAGAAAAUUCCAACACAUUUCAAGGUUUUGACCAUGUGGAAGGGCGUCCAUAUGUGGCUAUGGCUGGAUCAGAGCUAUCUGAGGUUGAAUUAUGGGAUCUCAAUGCUGCAGAAAGGUUUGCAAGGUUACCACAUUCUUCUACUGCCUCCACAAAUCAAUUUACUAAAGGGAAAGGUAUGUGCAUGGCAGUUGAAGCUUUUUUGGUACCUCAACAACAGGGAUUUCUACAUGUCUUAGCAGGUUAUGAGGAUGGAACAAUGGGUUGGUGGGAUUUAAGGAAUCCUGAGGUUCCAUUAACUUCUGUGAGGUUUCAUUCAGAACCAGUUCUAAGCUUGUCACUGGAUGAGAUGAUGAACGGAGGCAUUUCAGGAGGUGCAGAUGAUAAAAUUGUCUUAUUUACUUUGGAUCAUUCAUUGGGUUCUUGCGUGAUGAAAAAAGAAAUCAAUUUGGAGCGACCCGGCAUAGCUGGUACUUCCAUCCGUGCAGAUGGUAAAAUAUUCGGGACUGCUGGCUGGGAUCAUAGGAUCAGAAUAUAUAAUUACAAAAAAGGAAAUCCUUUGGCGAUAUUAAAGUAUCACCGUGCCACGUGCAAUGCGAUUUCGUUUGCUGCAGAUUGCAAAAAAAUGGCGUCAGCAUCUGAAGACACUACUGUGGCACUUUGGGAGCUUUAUCCUUCUACUUGAUCUCACUUUAUAAAAUACCAGCAUUUCACUUAUGUUUGAUCCAUUGCAUUCCAAUAUGUAUUUAUUGCAUUUUACUCUUUAAACCUGAUAUAGGCUAGGCAAUGUAAUAACAAUGUACUUACAUUUCUACAUGUAACAAAAACUUCAAAUUAUUUACCCAUAAAUUUAAUAGCAUCUUAUGUACA